CUGUAAACAGCAUUGUUUACAUCGCUUUCAACGCAGCCUACAUUCACUCUUGCUCCCCUAAAGUUAGUUUUAGUUUUUUCUCAUAUUGCUUAAAAAAGGCUUCAGCUCCACGCAAAUAGUUGCUUUGUUUGUAGUGUUUUUUAUCUGCUAGCAUUGGGUAUGUAGUGCUAAAUUGCCACCAUCCUCGAAUUUGCAUCGCUGCUCUAAAUGAAAGAUGGAUGGCUCCCAAGAGGAACUCAAUUUAGAGUUUAAUAUCAUCGAUAACAUCAUUGAAUCAGCUGUGGGCGAUCUGCUGCUGAAGGACAAUAAUAGCGUCCACUAUGAGUACAGUGCGCCUUUGCCACUGCUUCUACCAUUGUGUCGCUUUUGUGCAUGUGAAAACACUCAAAUGAUGCAUAUAUCCGAUGUGCAUCAGCAAAUAAUUAACGAUCUGCGAAUACCCGGAAUACACGAGACAAGCGUGUGCACCAACAUCUGUGGCAGCUGCAACCGGUUUCUGGAGGAAUUUUGCAAAUUUCGUUCCGUUUGCGAGGAGGGCCAGAAGCGUUUGGCGACACUGUUGUCCGGUCGACACGUCGUAUCGAACUAUUUGAAACCGGAAUUCACUAAAAGAGACUUGCUGCCUGCGCAGCUGAAUGAACCGUUCGAUCAUAACAUCCGAUCGGAGCUCAUGUUAAACUCCGUCGAAAUUGUUCAAACCUCCGCAUAUGAUGCGUCGGAAGCGGUAAAGGAUGCUGUAAAUUUGGAUACAACUUGUAAACUAUCGCCUUCUGUAGAGGACACAUCUCCUAUUACGUUACACAUAGCUGUGAUAGAACAACCGGACAUUUCUGAACAAACAAAUGGGGAGCCGGAACAUUCGAUAAAUCAGGAAACAGGAGUUGAAUCAAACCACUCAUCUGAAUGCGGUUCCGAGUUGCAAGAAACGCACGAAUCUAACCAUGUCCAAAUAUGUGAAGAAACCAACUUGAGCGAGUAUUUUGAAAACGUGGAAAACAUCAACAAUGCCCAACGGUUCGAUGCUGUGAUAGAGGAAAAGUCGAACGACACGAUCGUGAAUCGAAAAAGAUCACAAAAAACCGAAGCUCGCCGCCGCGUUGUGGACGGGCGGCUGGAAUGGGUCUGCCUAGACUGCGAGCAGGUGUUUCCCAGCUGCCUUCAGCUAAAGAAGCAUCGACGAAACUGUGAACUGGUGGGUAGCAAAACGUCCAAACGCUUCGCAACACUUGGCUGUGAUAUUUGUGGCGAAACCAUGUCCACGGAAUCGGCGCUGACUAUGCACAAGCGCAAGCAUGAAACGAAGGUAAAACGUCCGCCCGCAUUAAAACCCCUUCCCUCUCCCAAUUUGGAACCCAUCUUUUGCGAUGUGUGUGGUCACGCGAGCAAAUCGAAACGCGCGCUUCGGCUGCAUCGAAUUACCCACAGCAACGACAAGCAGGUGGAGUGUCAUGUUUGCGGCAAACGGUUCAAGCGACGCCGCACACUCCGCAUCCAUCUGGAAGGCCACUCGGGACAAAAGUACGAAUGUGAAGUGUGUGGCAAACAAUUCCUAACCACCGUCACCCUACGGAACCACGCAAAAACGCACAGGAACAGUGAUGCAAUGCACGAAUGCACCGUGUGCCAGCGACCGUUUGCGCAUCCGAAUCAGCUACAGAAACACAUGAUGACGCAUACGGGCGAGUAUCCUUACGUGUGCGAAAUUUGCAAUGCAAUGUUUCGCACACUCGGGCGGUACAAUCGGCAUAUGCAGAGGGGACACGUGCUGCCAGAGAGCUUGAAUGUAAUCGAGCAGACAGAGACGAACAGUUGGGACGAUUUGAUCGAGUACCAGCCGGAGUCAAUGCUGAGUGACACGUUGGACGAGACACGGUCGGAAGUGAUGCUGGGGAUGGGCGAGUCAUCGAGCGACACGUCCUUGCCGGAUGUGCUAAGCAACUAUGCAUCGGAUCAUCAGCCGUUCGAUCAAGCUCCGGGAGAGUUUGCAGUGCAACGCGUUGAGCCGAUUUAUGCCUUCAUCGAUUGCAACUAAUCAUUUGCAAGUGUAUCGGCAAGUAUCGGCGAAAAGACCUAAAUGAACGCUAGUAAAAACCUAAUUACUCUGUGGUCGGUGAUAUAAUGGAUAAUAACUGUAGAAACUACACGAUUGCGAUCAUCGAAGAUCAAUUAGUUAAUGUUCUUCGAAAUCAAAAGCGAGAGGGAAAAAGGGGUUAUUGAUAGUUAUACGAUGUUAAAAGGGAGAUUGUUUCUUUAUACCAAUUUCCUGUCAAGUUUUCAAACAUUCACAUUAGUGUAAAAGGAAAAACGUGUUUCACUUUUUGUUUAAAAUGAUACAUUUCGUCAGUGGUUUUAUUAGUUUCUUUUAAAACAGACACUAUAAUUUAUGUACAAAAUCAAAUAAAAUUAUGCCCUUAUGAAAACACAAUGAAAACAAUGAUCCGUCUGUUUUGCCUUUUUAGCAAAUCUUAUACAGCUUUCGAAAAUGCUCCAAAUAACUUAAGCCUAAUGAGAUUUUUCUUUCAAAGUGUGUUGUUCCUUUGUCCUAUAUAACCUUUUUGUUUCGUUUUUGUUUCUGUAUCGCUGUGUUUUUCUCGUUCUUCUGUUGUUAGUAACUCGGUGCCACGGCACUAUCUUUUGAUUGAAAAAAAUGGUGAGCUUUACAUUUAUACGGUGAUAGAUUUACUGUUUUGCUAGAGAUUCUUUCAUAGUUUAACAUUCGUUUGUAGCAUUUGUGGUGUAACAGUGUUGCUCUGUUGUGAAGGAGUUCGGGGUCGAUUCGUUAUUUGAAGUUCCGAGCAGCCGCCGAAGUGUGAAGGCUGUUUUAAAAGCUUUACUGUUCGGGUUUUGUGUCGUUUGCUAUCCAUGCCUAUCAGAAAUACACACAUAGAGAACAGGUUUCGUGUACUUAUGAUAAGUUAUGUAGUGUUAUCUUGACACUCUCUCACUUAGCGAUACUUAAAGUUUAUCCAUUCACAUGCAGUUAUGCCUUAUCCCUGGCUUGGCAAAGGGCGCUAUCAAUCGCUCCUUUCACCAUUUAUAGUGGUAGUUUGCCUUAGUCCCAAAAGUCGAUCCAUGUACAGAGCGUGUAAUGAUACAUUUAUAGCAUCCAUCAUCCCGUUCCUCUUCCCAUCCUAUGUACACCGUCAUCCUUCCUGUGCGUAUG
This is a messenger RNA of Anopheles coluzzii, 3163 nucleotides long. Its product is annotated as zinc finger and SCAN domain-containing protein 31-like. Lineage: Eukaryota; Metazoa; Arthropoda; Insecta; Diptera; Culicidae. Gene Ontology annotation, cellular component: nucleus. Gene Ontology annotation, molecular function: RNA polymerase II cis-regulatory region sequence-specific DNA binding; DNA-binding transcription factor activity, RNA polymerase II-specific; zinc ion binding. The transcript is spliced from 2 exons. Bases 215 to 2032 code for a protein of 605 amino acids. Gene Ontology annotation, biological process: regulation of transcription by RNA polymerase II. The record is from RefSeq and is a predicted model, not a curated record.